AUGGCGUCAUUGUUCAGUACUUUGUGGUCAACUAGGACACUUUAUCACCUAUUGAUUAGAGGGUGGUGGAAGCUCAGCUAUGUCACCGUUUUCCUCCGCCAACUUGUCAAGGCUGCUCAACGCAACAGGGGGUGGUCAGGCUCUGUUGGGCAGUUUAACUUGCUGCAGUUCUGCUCGCGUGACACGACCAAGCUAAGCAGCAGAGUGGCCAAGAUGUUGGGGCUCGAGGAUUGGUGGAACAAAUGGCGCUAUUGUGAGACCCUGGUGAUUUCCGAGGAUGUCAAGGAGUUGGUGUUCAAACUUGUAUGGCAAAUACUAAAGGUGAUCCAGGAUCCAUUGACAAGAUAUGAGUCUCAGUCCUCACCCCACAAGAAGGGCGUGGAGGAGGCCAUAGCAGAGAUGCCAUACGAACGCCAGGGUCUAGGCUUUGGUCCUGAGUCAUAUGAAGAUACUGCCCGGAGGCAUAUGGAAUUAGCCGAAGGUCUGGGCUUCGGAGCUGAACUCCAAGAGGUGAUCCUUACCUGGCACGUCUUUACGGAUUUUUUCCUCUUGUUCGUCCGCACCCCCGAGGACAAGGAUGCACCAGCAUCUACAUAUCUGAAGGCGAUCAAUGCGCUGGCAAAUUACAUGGUUUUCCUCAUCGCUGUACGGCCCGACACGAUAUCUGGUCUGGAGCUACGCAGCAUGUACGAAGCAACUCGUGACGCUUUGGAUGAAUUGUGGAUUGUGGCGUCUGGCAUGCAUGAAUAUCCUUCAGAGCCCAGAUUUACAACAGAGCAGGUGAUUCCCUACAUCCUGCAAAGCGGUGGGGGCAAGAAUAUGUCCGGCAAGUCAAGCAUUAUUCUUCCGCGUACGGAAUUCUACGCCCGCCUGCUGCUAGAACUGGUAGACAUAAGCAAGCCUGACAAGUCUGACAUCAUAUCCUGUUAUGAACGUCAUGAUGGUGCUGCCAUGGAGAAACUGAAGCUUCUGAUGCCAGACCUGGAAUACUGGUGCAGAAAUAUUGGUGUGUUCGAUAUGCCCAGAGCGUUGGCGCUCAUCUUGGAUACGUGGGUGCGUCUGCUCAUCUUCGUGUCUGUCCGAUGCAGCAGAGACGCCCAUGCCAAACAGAUCAGCUGUGGCGGCGAGCUCACGACCGUCGUUUGGCUCAUGGAAGAACAUGCUGCCAUCUUUCGGGAACCACCUGCAGAAGAUUAG
Molecule: messenger RNA, 1197 nt
Organism: Triticum turgidum subsp. durum (durum wheat)
Lineage: Eukaryota; Viridiplantae; Streptophyta; Magnoliopsida; Poales; Poaceae
Source: the annotation of a GenBank genome assembly